Choloepus didactylus (southern two-toed sloth) is the source of this 5847-nucleotide messenger RNA. It is a transcript of the gene ZNF629, whose product is annotated as zinc finger protein 629. Gene Ontology annotation, biological process: negative regulation of transcription by RNA polymerase II. The record is from RefSeq and is a predicted model, not a curated record. NCBI's taxonomy places the organism in Eukaryota, Metazoa, Chordata, Mammalia, Pilosa, Megalonychidae. Gene Ontology annotation, molecular function: DNA-binding transcription repressor activity, RNA polymerase II-specific.
AGUCCUUUUCCUAUGCCUUCUGCAAGGAGACCAUGAGAAAGGGCCCCUGGAACCCUCCGGCAGCCCUGAGCCCUGGGAUGGAGCCCGAGACAGUGCUGUGGGGCCCGGAUCUGCAGGGUCCUGAGCAGAGCCCCAACCAUGCUUACAAAGGUGCUGAAAGUGGGACUGAGGAGGAGAGCUCUCAGCAGGAAAGUUCGGGGGUGGAGAUCAUCUUGGGAGAUCCAGCUCAGAGUCCAGAAUUCAAGGACCCACCAGAGAUGCCCCUGGAGGGGCCGCCCCCAGAUGCCUCCAUCCCUCAGGACCCCCCAGCCUCCUUGGGUCACCCCGAACCGCUGGGCACCCCAGCCCCUGAGGCAGUCCCCACCCAGUCUGACUGGACCAAGGCCUGUGAGGCCAGCUGGCAGUGGGGGGCUCUGACGGCCUGGAACAGCCCUUCUGGGGUCCCGGCCAGCGAGCCCAGCCUGCGCGAGCUGGUGCAAGGCCGCCCCUCGGGGGCCGAGAAGCCCUACAUCUGCAACGAGUGCGGCAAGAGCUUCAGCCAGUGGUCCAAGCUGCUGCGGCACCAGCGCAUCCACACCGGCGAGCGGCCCAACACCUGCUCCGAGUGCGGCAAGAGCUUCACGCAGAGCUCCCACCUGGUGCAGCACCAGCGCACGCACACGGGCGAGAAGCCCUACAAGUGCCCCGACUGCGGCAAGUGCUUCAGCUGGAGCUCCAACCUGGUGCAGCACCAGCGCACGCACACAGGCGAGAAGCCCUACAAGUGCACCGAGUGCGAGAAGGCCUUCACGCAGAGCACCAACCUCAUCAAGCACCAGCGGUCCCACACCGGCGAGAAGCCCUACAAGUGCGGCGAGUGCCGGCGGGCCUUCUACCGCAGCUCCGACCUCAUCCAGCACCAGGCCACCCACACGGGCGAGAAGCCCUACAAGUGCCCCGAGUGCGGCAAGCGCUUCGGCCAGAACCACAACCUCCUCAAGCACCAGAAGAUCCACGCGGGCGAGAAGCCAUACCGCUGCACCGAGUGCGGCAAGAGCUUCAUCCAGAGCUCGGAGCUGACGCAGCACCAGCGCACGCACACGGGCGAGAAGCCCUACGAGUGCCUCGAGUGUGGCAAGAGCUUCGGCCACAGCUCCACCCUCAUCAAGCACCAGCGCACGCACCUCCGCGAGGACCCCUUCAAGUGCCCAGUGUGCGGCAAGACCUUCACGCUGAGCGCCACGCUGCUGCGGCACCAGCGCACGCACACAGGCGAGCGUCCCUACAAGUGCCCCGAGUGCGGCAAGAGCUUCAGCGUCAGUUCCAACCUCAUCAACCACCAGCGCAUCCACCGCGGCGAGCGGCCCUACAUCUGCGCCGACUGCGGCAAGAGCUUCAUCAUGAGCUCCACCCUCAUCCGCCACCAGCGCAUCCACACCGGCGAGAAGCCCUACAAAUGCUCCGACUGCGGCAAGAGCUUCAUCCGCAGCUCCCACCUCAUCCAGCACCGGCGCACCCACACCGGCGAGAAGCCCUACAAGUGCCCGGAGUGCGGCAAGAGCUUCAGCCAGAGCUCCAACCUCAUCACCCACGUGCGCACGCACAUGGACGAGAACCUCUUUGUCUGCACCGACUGCGGGAAGGCCUUCCUGGAGGCGCACGAGCUGGAGCAGCACCGGGUCAUCCACGAAAGGGGCAAGACCCCCGCCCGCCGCGCUCAGGGGGACGCCUUGCUGGGGCUCGGGGACCCCGCCCUGCUGACCCCGCCGCCCGGGGCCAAACCUCACAAGUGUCUGGUCUGCGGAAAGGGCUUCAACGACGAGGGCAUCUUCAUGCAGCAUCAGAGGGUCCACAUUGGAGAAAACCCCUACAAGAAUUCAGACGGGCUCAUUGCCCACCCGGCCCCCAAACCGCCUCAGCUCAGACCCCCGAGGCUCCCCUUUGGAGGGAAUUCCUAUCCAGGGGCCGCCGAGGGCCGAGCCGAACCCCCAGGACAGCCCUUUAAAGUGCCCGAGGGUCAGGAGGGCUUCGGCCAGAGGCUGGGGCUGCUCACCUCCAAGUCCUACAUCUGCUCCCACUGUGGAGAAAGCUUUCUAGAUCGCUCUGUGCUUCUCCAACACCAGCUCACCCACGGCAGUGAGAAGCCUUUUCUCUUCCCCGAUUAUAGGAUUGGCCUCGGGGAAGGGGCGGGGCCCAGUCCCUUCCUAAGCGGGAAGCCCUUUAAGUGCCCCGAAUGCAAAAAAGGUUUUGGGCUCAGCUCUGAGCUCCUGCUGCAUCAAAAAGUCCAUGCAGGCAGUAAACCCCAGAAGAAUCCCGAGCUGGGGAAGAGCUCCUCUGUCCUCCUGGAGCAUCUCAGGAGCCCCUUGGGGGCCAGGCCCUACAACUGCUCCGAUUGUGGGGCCUCCUUCCUCGAUCGCAGGGCCCUCGGCCGGCACCAGGAGACUCACACCCAGGAAGAGACUCCCAGGCCUGAGGACCCCCUUCCAGAGCCAGCCACCCUGUCCACAACCCAGGAAGGUGAGGGGGAGGCCCCCACCCCCACAGGGAGCAGCAGCCAUGGGAAGGGGGAAGACCCAAAAACCUCCUUGGAAGAAAAGCCCUACGUGUGCCCCGAGUGUGGAGAUGGCUUCACAGAAGUCGCAGCCCUCCUCCUCCACAGGAGCUGCCACCCGGGGGUCUCCCUGUGAUAUGGGUCUGGAGACCAGGGGGUCUGUCUCUCUCUCCUGAGAAGAACACCAGAUCCCCAAAAAAGAGUAUGCGGUAAAAGGAGGAAACCCCGAUCAUAUGGUAGAGGAUGUGGAGGAUAGAGAACCUGGGGGAGAAGUGCUUUUGCAUCAGUGAUCAGAAGCCCUAUCAAAUUGUUGGGGGGAACCACUUACAGAGAGCAGUAAAGAAAAACUGUUGGGUUAGAAACCCUAUAAAUAUGUAGGAAAAAAAAAAGCCCUUUAAGUCUAGGAAAAAAACCCUAUGAAACAUAGUGGAUAAAAGCCCUAUUAAUUGUAGGAAGAGGUCCCAAUAUGUCUCUAGACAACCCUAUAAAACUGUUAUCAAAAUCCUUGUACAAUGAUAGGGUUGGGGAGGUGCAGGGAACACAGCCAUGGCGUUGCUGAGAGGGGCAGGCCGCAGAAGGUGCAGGAAAAACGUCCCGUAAACCUUGGUGUCCUUGGACAAAUUACGCUGAGGAAUACACGCAUCUGGGCAGUGGUGUGGAGUUUGGGUGGAAGUGGAAAAGGAGGAGAAAAACCAGAGAAAAAUAGUCGAGUGGGCAGGAAAGGAUGAGAAAUAAGACAGGGACUAGUGAAAGGCCAGCUCGUGGCAUGGGGGUUCCUUGGAGGUCAAAGGUCAAUCUUAGAUGAAUUAUGUGUGUUAGGGGAAGGGGCCCAUCCAGUUCCUUAUCAAAAAGAAGCCAAAAAUGGGGAAGGGAAAAAAAAACUCUAUGGCAAGCUUUUUUAAAGACUGAUGUUUGGGGUGCAGAAAAACUUUCAAGGUGAGAAUACUGGGAAACCACUACAAAAAUUAGUGGGAAUUUCUGUUGGAUGGCUUUGAGGGAAGCAGGCCGAGGUGGAGAAACUGUUCAGAUGGACCCCAGCAAAUUGCAGGCCUCCCAGUCCUCCCUGUUUCCAGAAGCUUGUUAAACUGCAAGUGCAAGCAAGAGCCCAGCUCAGGAUUCUCCCGGUGCAGGCAGGACUGCCCCUCCCCCAGCCCAGCUGGGGCUUCCACCUUCCACAUUCUCAGGUCUCACUGUCAGGAGGGUUUUCCUGCCAUCUAUUGUGCUGGCAGCCCGUUCCCUCAGAUUCUUGGCUGCUGUUUGACCUCCAAAGAAUAAAGCCUUUCAGAGACUCAAGGCCUGGGGGGUGCGGGCCUCCCUGGACUUCUCUUCCAUGAGUCAGCCAGAGCCAUGUGCGUGUUCUCUGUGGCACCAAGGGACAGCCAGCGGCAGAAUCAGAAGCUUUGAGCAGCCAGCCACCUGAUUUUAAACCUUGGUUGUUCCUCAGAGGUGUUGGCAAGGCAGGCCGCGGGAUGAGCUGGCCUGCAUGUGGUGGUGGGUGUCCAGACACCCCACAGACUGGACUGUGGGUGGUCCCUCAAGGGUGCUCAGCCUGCUACCGGGAGCCAGCUGAGGCAGGGGUGACCCAGCCCAAUUGUAGGAUCGUGGCCUUGGGAGGGGACAGGUCCCAACCACUCAGCUCCUCUCCUCCUUAGCCAGAGGAAAACAGAAGAAAAGAGAAAUUUGGCUCCCCUGCCAGGCCCGACUUCUGCCCUCACAUGCCACCCAGUUGUCUGCUGUCAUAAAUUCAGCCAAACCCACUGUCACUGCCGGGUGCAUGUGGCCGGGGAAGGAGACUGUGGCCUGUGAAAUGGUUGAAGAGAGGAAACUUAAGAGUCUCCAGUGCUGGGUUUGAAAGGAAGUGCCCACUGACCUCACACUGGCAUCAGCAAUGCACUCUGGGCCUGGAGUAGGAGAACGAAGAUCUCGGGGUGAGGUGGCUCUUCGGGAGUCUCAUCCCCAGGGAGAGUGGCCUGGAUUCCUACACAGCUACGGAAGACUUCUCAUUCUAUUACCUACCAGUUCAGAUGGUGAAUGUUCUUCACCCCUCAUCUAUCCUGCCCCCAAAGGGAUGCAACUCAAAUUUAAAAGGAUCAAAAUCUAGACAAUUAUGGGAGAAAAAGCCCAGGCCUGUUGGGGAGAGGGACCAGGCAGGCCUUACGUGGUCAUGGGGAGAAGUCCCCCACCCAAAUGCCAGGUAGGAAAGCACUGCCACGCAGGGAGGAGGAACCUGCCUGCUGGGUCUCUGCCAAAAGGAACUUUGACAAAGGGGGUAUCCCCUAUAAGACUGAGCAAGAGGAGAUGAGUCCUCCGAGUCUAAGCAGAUUUUUUUUUCUCUAAGGUGGCAGCAGAAAGAAACUUAAGUUGUAGAGACAGACCCCUUGUAAAGCUAGAAGCAGAUCUGCUUGAAACAGGUCGGAGGAAUCUGUCCCCAGAAGAGGGUCCUGGGGGCAGAACUCUGGAGCUGAGGCUCGGAGGGGGAGGUGGGCAGUGUAGUUGGAGGCCAAGUGUAGGCCCCUUGAGGGCUGGGGUGUAGCUUACGUAGUAGGAUGCUCGCAUGUCGUAGGGAUGGGUGAGGGCUAGAGGUCUCGGCUCCGGUACUGAAUGGGUGAUUUAGACACGAUUCCUUGGGGUCUGGGGUUUCACAGCAGGAAAGGGGCAGAGUCGGAGACCUUUGGGUGUAGACUGGUCUCUUACUCCCUCCUCCUCUUCCAGCUCAUUCAGCCAGGUGCUUCCCUCCCGGAGCAAGCUGCAUUCUGUUGGGAGGAACUAAGGGAGCUGGGGGUGGGGUGGGGUGGGCAGAGAGGUGGCCCACCACGUGGGUGGCAGCAUCGAGAGUUCCUCUGACCCGCUCAGGCCAAGGCCAGGAGCUGCACUCUCGCUCCCAGAACUGAGUCUGGAAGGCAGGGUGCCACCGUCCCCUCUCCUCCAGCUCCAAAGCUCUUGAUCCCCCAGAAGUGCCCGGUGGGGGAGCCCAGAGUGGGGGUGGGGGUGGGGGUCAGGGAGUCAUUGGUAAACGCAGAACGGAGAGUGGAAACUGAUCUGAGCUUAGGGUAAAACUUGAAACUGCUCUGGCUAUGGAGGUCAGAUGGGAACUCUAAAGAACUGGGCAUGCAUCCUGAAUGUGGGGUUCCAUGACAACCCCUACUGAGAUGAGCAGCCCCCCAGACUCCUUUGCCCCCACUAGGGCAGCCCCACGCACCUGAGUUGCCCCCCUAGUGCAAAGAGAGGCCCCACCUUUGAGUGUUGUGUGUCAAUACCAGUGUCGUGUCACCGGUGGUCAUGUUGAUUAGUUGAAGAGAAUAAAGGGAAUAAGAUUU